Messenger RNA from Nicotiana tabacum (common tobacco), 906 nucleotides. Lineage: Eukaryota; Viridiplantae; Streptophyta; Magnoliopsida; Solanales; Solanaceae. The record is from RefSeq and is a predicted model, not a curated record.
UAGCUUACGAAGAAAAAGCUCAACAUCUCUCUCUCAGUAAAACCUCUGAUAUUUAGCCUUCUCUCUCUAGAAAAUCAUUACAUACAACACUCACAUUUUAUACAUUCAAAACCCUAACAACUUUCCGAUCCUCCUCCGACGAUCGUUCUCCAUGUCGCCGGCGAGAGGAAACGGAGCUCCGAUUCACUUCAUUGAUCUCAGCUGAUUUCAUUUUGAUCCUUGCUCCUGAGUAUUUUUGUGCUUUGGGAAGGUUCUAGAAGAAAUGUACAAAAACCAGCUGCAGGAGCUGGCACAAAGGAGCUGCUUCAACUUGCCGUCUUACACUUGUAUUAGAGAAGGUCCGGAUCACGCGCCGCGGUUCAAGGCUACUGUUAACUUCAAUGGCGAAAUAUUUGAGAGCCCGAAUUACUGCUCUACACUUCGCCAGGCUGAGCACUCUGCUGCUGAGGUGGCAUUAAAUGCACUCGCUAAUCGCGGUCCUUCCUACUCGCUUGCUGCUAGAAUUCUGGAUGAGACAGGGGUGUAUAAGAAUCUGUUACAGGAAGUUUCACAAAGAGUAGGAGCAUCAUUGCCAGCAUAUACGACUUUUAGAUCUGGUCUAGGACAUCUUCCUGUCUUUACCUGCACGGUAGAGUUGGCAGGCGUCACAUUUACUGGCGAGCCAGCAAAGAAUAAGAAGCAAGCUGAAAAGAAUGCAGCCAUGGCAGCUUGGUCGUCUCUGAAAUUAUGUAAGUGAUUCCAAUGUCUAAAAACCAACUCAUAUAGUCAUAUUUGCUGCAUGGAUUAAUUGGGAACCUUAUUUCUUUACGAAGAAGUUAUCGCAAAAAGUUGCAUUGCAUGUAUGUUUGUGUGUGGUGGAAGGGCUUAUUGAGUUGUUAUAAAUGCCAAGUCAUGAAUUGUGUGGAU